UGGGAACGUUAUCAAUGAGUAUUUCGUUUGUGUUAUAUGAUGGUCUUAUCAUUAACACUAUGCACAAGAUUGCCAUAUUAUGAGUUUCCAUUUUAACGGGUACUUUUUGUUGGCACACUUCUGAAUUAAAAUAGUAAUUUGUUUAACUAUUUACUGCUAUUCUAGAAUCUAUCGCCUUCAUUAUACGUCUAUUUGUAAGAAGUAUAUUAAAAAGACAACGUUAAAGAAAUUGCGGUUCGUAAGCUACCUACUGCUCUUUGAUCGGUAUCCAGCUAUAGGUUACACAAACAUCUUCAGGUAUUCACAAAAAAAACAUGUUAUUACCAGUGAUUAAAUAAAUAUAAUAGUAAUACCAGAUACCAGCCUCUAUAUGUUCCAUGAGGUACAGGCCUCUUCAUAUAGAGAAGAUGUUUACAUUUACCAUCAGGCUAACUCACUGUGGACUGGCAAUGGCAAAUUCGAUUAUUUCGAGUCCAGUCUGCACUUAAUUAUAAUUGUCGACUCCGGGUAAAAUACCUUACCACCUGACAACAUUAUUACUGAAGAUAAGAAAUAUAUUACUUCAAAAAUAAACAGCGGGUGUGUUAAAACAUACAUGUGUGAUAAAAUAAUAAGUUAUCAGUGAAAUUAAUAGUGCCAAAGGAUACGAUACACUUGAAAACAUGUCUUUUGAAAAUAAAGUCGUUUUAGUUACUGGUUCGGGAAGUGGCAUUGGAGAGGCUACUGUAAAGGAAUUUGCCAAAAACGGUGCGAACGUUAUUAUUGUAGAUAUAAACAAUGAAAGGACUGAAAACGUAGCUGAAAUAUGUAAGCAAUUCGGCAAUAAAGUACUCGGUAUAACUGCAGAUGUUACCAAAUUUGAAGAAGCAGAAAAUAUUUUGAAGGAAACAAUUGACACAUUUGGACGACUUGAUAUCUUAAUUAAUAAUGCGGGUAUUCUAGGUCAGCCAAGCAGUAUUCUUCAAGGAACUAUAUUGGACCAAUAUGACCAUAUUAUGAACACAAAUCUACGAUCAGUAGUAGUGAUGACGACAUUAUUUGCUCCUCAUUUAAUAAAAACAAAAGGUUGUAUAGUAAAUAUUUCGAGUGUUGCAAGCACGGAUACUAGAUGUGGUAAAGCCUUUCCUGCUUGUUGUAUCGCCAAGACUGGUUUAGACUCUUUUACCCGUUUAUCAGCAUUAGAAUUUGCAUCAUCAGGCGUGCGAGUGAAUUCCGUAAACCCUGGACCAGUCCGUACAAACCUGAUGGCUGACUCCGGAAUUUCUGGUGAUUGGGAAAAAGUUGGUGAGAAAACAGCUCUGGGCAAGACUGCGGACCCUGAAGAAGUCGCUAGUUUAAUAGUGUAUGUUUGCAGUGAUAGGGCUACAAGUAUUACUGGUGUAACCUAUGUUAUAGAUAACGGAAUGGCACUGAUAAAUCAUUGAGAGUUGCUUUGACUUAAUAUUAAUUUACAUCCAGCAUUAUAUUAUGAUACAUUUCA
Molecule: messenger RNA, 1480 nt
Organism: Trichoplusia ni (cabbage looper)
Lineage: Eukaryota; Metazoa; Arthropoda; Insecta; Lepidoptera; Noctuidae
Product: 3-oxoacyl-[acyl-carrier-protein] reductase FabG-like
Exons: 1
Coding region: 663-1424 (253 amino acids)
Source: RefSeq, a predicted model, not a curated record